CACCACCACCACGACCACCACCACCACCACCACCACGGCGAGGGAGUCGCCGAGGAUGUGCGAGCGUGAGCGCGAGUCGCGAGACGUCGACGGUGUGUGAAAAGCCUGCGGGGGAUCCUCCUGCGGACGAUAAGGUCGCCGCGAGUUUGUGCUCCCGAGUUUGUGCGACGACCGCCCCAGCCAACCAUGAAGAAGCAGUUUUUCCGGGUGAAGCAGCUCGCCGAUCAGACCUUUUCCAGAGCUGGUAAAACGGAGGUGUUAACGGAUGAUCUGGUGGCUGCCGACAAGCAUGUCGAACAGAUUAGAGCAGCUCUCACCGGUCUCAGCAAGAGACUGGGAAAUCCACCUAACCAAACCGUCACCCAAGAUCCAGCUCUCAAGGAGAAACGUUUGAAAAAAUGCCCCGAAUAUGUACUCGGGCAAACCAUGUUGGAGAAUGCUGGCGAGGACGGUCUCAUGAGCUUCGCGCUGGUAGAAUGCGGACGAGUGCAGAUGUCACUGGCUAACGAAGCCGUGGAACACGAGGCUAAAGUCGAACAAUAUGUCGCCGCUCCGCUGCAGCAUAUUCUAGACACUGACGUACCAAAUAUAAUGAAGCAUAAGAGAAAUCUGCAUAAACUUAUUUUGGACAUGGACAGUGCCAGAACGAGAUACUUUCAAGCGAUUAAACACAGUAAUACUGGUACAGGCGCAACGAAAAUAGAAAGCUUGAGGGAAGAAUUAGAAGAUGCCGAAACGAAAGUCGAGCAAUGCCGAGAUCAAUUGGCCGCAGAGAUGUUCCAGCUUAUGUCACGAGAGACUGAACUAGCCCAGACGAUUAUUCAGUAUAUAAAACUUCAGCGAGCGUAUCAUGAGAGUGCAUUGCACUGUCUUGAGGAUCUUAUACCUGGAUUGGAAAGUUAUAUCAACGAUAACGAAAUGAAGCCAGUCUACGGAUAUCCUCUCGAGGAGCACCUUAGGGUAACAAACAGAAAAAUCGCACUGCCCAUACAACUGUGUGUAUCCGCGCUGCUGCGUCUGGGUAUCGAGGAGGAGGGUCUUUUCAGAAUAGCUGGGGCCGCCUCGAAGUCACGACGAAUCAAGCUGAGCCUGGACGCCUGCUGUCUCACUUUAACGACGGCUCUUGAAUACAAAGAUCCGCAUGUUAUUGCCGGCGCAUUGAAAUCAUACUUACGGGAAUUGCCGGAGCCUCUGUUGACGUACAAAUUGUAUCCCGAAUGGAUGGCUGCUGCAAAAGUCUCGCACGUCGGUAUGAGAUUACGAGCUCUCUGGGAAGUAUUACAUAAGUUACCACCGGCGAAUCUGGAAAACUUGCGGUUUUUAAUUAAGUUUCUAGCUGUGCUCACGAAGAAUCAGGAUGUAAAUAAAAUGACGCCGCAGAACAUCGCUAUCGUCAUCGCGCCAAAUCUGAUUUGGAGUCCGCAGGAGGACUCGAAUACAAUAGUGAUGAACAUGAGUACAGCGAACAACUCUAGUCUUAUAGUAGACCAAUUAGUUACGUACGCGGAUUGGUUCUUCCCUGGCGAAGUGGAUUUCGAUCGCGAUCUAGAGAUCGGCAUCGUGAACGAUACGGAGCACCACGCCGUCGGUAUGCGCCGUUGCGUGUCCAACAGCAGCCUCAGCGAUCACGGCGAGAGCCCGACGCAGGGCAGCCCGAAACCAGCGGCACGUCGGAAGAAUAAACCUGCGCCGACGCCGCCGAGCGGCACCACCCCGGAUCGGCACGACAAACCGCCACCGACGCCGGACAAGCCACCGAGAGUCUUGACGUCUACCCUGAAUCGAUCUACGUAUAAGAGUCAGAAGCACGAGGUGAAUACCGAGUUGAUACGACACGACAGCAACGUGGAUAAAUACGUCGAGAAACACGCGGAGAAGCAUUCGGAGACGGACGCGAAAGCGCAGCCGGUCGCGGAAUUGAUCCCGGCGGAUGUUCAGCCUGCCGAUAAUCCCGAACAGUCGCAGGAAACAGUCGUCGUUCACCAAAGUGAAGUCUUCAAUUACAAUGAAGCGGACAAAAGUGUCCAAGAGUCGCAGAAGUGCGAUGCGAAAGUAAAUUUACCGAGUGCGAAGGAGAAACCAAAUGGAAACUCGUCCGAUAGUACGAGUGUCGCUAAAAUAAUCACGGAGAUGGAGCAUAACGAGACUAUAGCGCAGAGACCGAAACCAGUGCCUAUCGAGAAGCCAUCCACGUUGGAAAGGAGAAGACCGGUCGCAGCACCGAGAAGUAUAACGAAUAUUGUGCACAACACAGCAGAAGAGGUGGUCGAGUUGCGUAAAAAGCCGGAGAGUAAUGCGCAUGCGAUACCGAAUGACAGAAGCAGUAAACCGGCGAUACCUGAGCGACCGCCCGGCUUGGUUCGUCCGUCGAGUCUCAUCAGGCAACAGCCACGCUCCACUAAUAACGAGAAUCAAGAGAACGAUCCGGGGCCUUUAACACUGGAACGGGCUCACGUGUAUUCCGUUGACAAACAGCAGGUCAGUAUAAUACAAGUGCGUGGGGGGAACAACGUCGUCCCGGGCGAGUGCACUGGCAACACGGCAACUUCGAACUUGCAGAGAAGCCCGAGCGUGGGCAGCAGGCCGUCGUCGAUGUCGUUGUACGGCGCCGAGCGCUCGGACAAGCCCGAGCGGCCGGACGUGCCGCACGAGCAAGCGAAGGCGCACGCGCGCACCAGGUCGGAAGGCAAUAUCAUAGACGUCCAAACGCAGACCAACACGGUGGUGACGGUGCUCAAGUCGCCGCAGCAGAAGCCGGCCUCGCCGAGGGUGCACCAGCGGCCGCCGAGGCCGCAGCCGCCGCCGCCGCCGCCGCCCACCGUACGGCCUAAGUCGGAUCAUGAGAGCACCAAUCUCUAGCGAAGCGCGACACGAGGCAAGCGGCACUCGCGAUCUUGAAUUGGGAUUCACCGAUUUAUCUCCGCAUUCGAGGACUCCGUAUUUCGGACACUCUGCAGUUCGACACAUGACAAUAUGUCGCCAAUGAAGUCUUAGGUGGAUAAGGAUUGUAUUUAAAAAAAAAAAA
Molecule: messenger RNA, 3025 nt
Organism: Wasmannia auropunctata (little fire ant)
Lineage: Eukaryota; Metazoa; Arthropoda; Insecta; Hymenoptera; Formicidae
Product: rho GTPase-activating protein 44-like
Exons: 9
Coding region: 187-2859 (890 amino acids)
Biological process (GO): positive regulation of GTPase activity; signal transduction; regulation of actin cytoskeleton organization
Cellular component (GO): cytoplasm; intracellular anatomical structure
Molecular function (GO): GTPase activator activity; protein binding
Source: RefSeq, a predicted model, not a curated record